UAUUAUUUAUGUUUUUGAUGGAAAAAAACAAUCAAUUUGGUUUUAUUAAUUAAAAAUCGAAAUAAAUAACAAAUCUUUGCUCUAUUAAAGUAAUAAUAAACUUCAACCAUGGAGGAUGAAUUACCUAAAGAGUUUGACUUAAUAGUCAUUGGUACAGGUUUUCCAGAAUCUUGUGUGGCAGCCGCCGCAAGUAGAAUUGGAAAAACAGUGCUGCAUAUAGAUCCCAAUGAAUAUUAUGGUGGCUCAUGGGCAUCAUUUAAUUUAGAUGCAUACAAUACAUUCCUACAUCAGUCACAAGACUGUGGUAACAAUAAUGAAAUCCGUAACACUAAAUGUGAAUGGCAUAUACCAGCUGAAGUGGAGGACGUGGCAGAAAGUCCCGAGGAAAAUGAAAAUGUCAAUCUAACAGAUGACAUGAAAUCAAAAACCCAGGAACAGUGGUCUGUGGAUAAACUGAUGAAAUUGUCUAGAAAAUUCAAUUUGGACUUGUGUCCAAAGAUUCUUUAUUCUUCGGGUGCUUUGGUACAGCUGUUGAUAUCCUCAAAUAUUUGUCGUUAUGCUGAGUUUAGAGCGGUAGAUCGCAUUUGUACCCAAUUCCAAGGACAACUAUUAAAUGUGCCCUGUUCACGCAGUGAUGUUUUCAAUACAAAAGACUUGAAUAUAGUAGAAAAACGUUUACUAAUGAAAUUUCUCACAUUGUGUCUGACCUUUGGCGAAGACAAAUGUGAAGAAGAUACUUCGGAAUUUAGAGGCAAAACAUUUGCAGAAUAUUUGCGUGCCCAAAAAGUUACAGAGAAAAUCAAUAAAUGUGUUAUGCAAGCCAUAGCUAUGGCCAAUGAGGAGACACCCUUCGAAGUGGGGAUGGAACGUACUAAAAAGUUUCUACAAAGUCUGGGACGUUACGGUAAUACACCGUUCAUAUUUCCCAUGUAUGGUUGUGGAGAAAUUCCGCAAUGUUUCUGCAGACUAUGCGCUGUCUUUGGUGGUAUUUACUGUUUGAAGCGUCAAAUUACUGCUGUUGACAUGGAUGAAGCUUUAAAAACGGUGUCCAUAGAAGUAGAUGGACAACAGCGAAUACAGGCUAAACAUGUAGUUUGCUCUUCUAACAAUAUGCCAGCGCAGCUGAGAAACGCCAAUCCAAAGAAUUAUUUAUCGAGAGCAAUAUUUUUGGCUUCAUCGCCAUUGGGUAAUGAGGCUCUUAAUAAUGGAGGAGGUGGUGUUAAUCUAUUGAGGCUGAUUGAUAGUGAUGGCAAACGCGAAGCUGUACUUAUACAAUUAUCUCACUAUUCGGGAACAUGUCCCAAAGGAUUGUACAUUUUCCACUUAACAACUCCAGCUCUCUCCGAUCAGCCCAGUUUAGAUUUGGAACCUUUUGUUCAACAAGUAUUCAAUAGCACUACGCCUACAACACCUAAACUAUUAUACUCCUCUUACUUCUCAAUAUCCAGUUACGAAUUGGAAAAUAAUUUAUCGUCUCUAAUCUAUAAUACAGCACCACCAUACUAUGAGCUAGACUAUGAUUUAUCUAUUGAUAAUGUCCGUGGAAUUUUCUCUAAAUUAUAUGAAAAUGCUGAAUUUCUUCCAAGAGCUCCCGAUCCAGAAGAGAUUGUUAUCGAAGGAGAAGAUCCUAAGGCGUUGAGUGAACAGCAAUUGCCCGAUGAUUUGCGUGAACAAUUGAGAGAAUUGGAAACAUUUACCGAACAAAUGGAAAUAGAAGAGGGCUCUGAAAUGGCGGCAAGUGAGCAGAUGAUUUCGGAAUAGAAAGAGAUACAGCUAAUACACGAUUAAACAAUAUAAUAAAUAUUGUAACGAUUUUUCUAUUUAACCAGCAUUAUUUUAAAGCUUAAAAUACUAUAAACACGGCAUAUUUUUACUAAAUAUAUUACGUAACGAAUAAAGCACUUUAUUAUAUGUGAUUAUCUAAACUAAAAUUACUGGUUUUAAUUGCAAUAAAGAUAUUUCCUUAAGUUAAAAUGCAAAUAAAAA
This is a messenger RNA of Calliphora vicina (urban bluebottle blowfly), 1986 nucleotides long. RefSeq names its product Rab escort protein (gene Rep). The transcript has 3 exons. Bases 109 to 1761 code for a protein of 550 amino acids. The record is from RefSeq and is a predicted model, not a curated record. Gene Ontology annotation, biological process: intracellular protein transport; protein geranylgeranylation; vesicle-mediated transport. Gene Ontology annotation, molecular function: GDP-dissociation inhibitor activity. Gene Ontology annotation, cellular component: Rab-protein geranylgeranyltransferase complex; cytosol; cytoplasm. Lineage: Eukaryota; Metazoa; Arthropoda; Insecta; Diptera; Calliphoridae.